This is a messenger RNA of Cylicocyclus nassatus, 1586 nucleotides long. The record is from the annotation of a GenBank genome assembly. NCBI's taxonomy places the organism in Eukaryota, Metazoa, Nematoda, Chromadorea, Rhabditida, Strongylidae.
UCCAUCACUCGCGAACCCAAAAAUCGCCUCGGAACAGCCGCUAUUUCAUUGUGAAGAUGACCUUGGCGCUGUGCUAAGCUCUACGAGAUGAUGUUGGAUGAGAACGGAGGUGGAAUGGCCGGCAACGACCUGAGGACGCUGAUCGAGUCGCGCAUUCCUGAACAUCGGAAUCAUCUGGAGACGAGUCACGUCAACCUCGAGAAUGUCGCAGCUUAUUGUGAAGGAAAUUACCUAAAUGCUCAUGAUCGAAAUGCGGCCUUCGAAGAAACUAAACAGUUUGCUUUGCAAUCACUAGCAAGUGUGGCUUAUCAGAUAAAUACUCUUGCAAGGGAUCUGUUGGACAUGCUGGAUUUGCAAACUGACAAGAUUUCGAGCCUCACCGGGCAAGUGGACAAUAUCGACGUGGUUGUCAACAUCCAUAAGGAGAAGCUUGCUCGACGUGAAAUCGGAGCCCUCACAACGAACAAGUCAUUGCAGAAGCAACCAAAAAUCAUAGCUCCUGCAACACAGGAACCUGUCCAACGAUAUAAACGUACUCCUAUAGAUUUCUCUGUACUGGAUGGCAUUGGUCAUGGUGUACGCGUCGAGGUUCCAUAUCAAAGUCGAGCAGGCUUGAUUUCUCGCGCAGCUUCCAGCGUGUCCGGUUCUCAGCAGUAUGGUGGACAUUACGCUCAAUAUGAGCGGACAGCUAAUAUCGGAACCAAUACGCUUGGUCGCUCAUCGGUUCGCAGUGGUCACCUAUCUCUGACUCCUUCGGAUCACUACAGAGUUCCUUUGGUUAUGCCAUUGAUCGAUCACCAAAGAUAUAUCCCCUCCCAGCAACAUCAGUCUGGUAGUGAAUAUGGAAGUCAAGUAGGCUAUCGAGCCGCUGACUCUGAUGCAGCGUCCGAUUUUGGAAGAAUCAGCGUGCAGGACAGAUAUGGGACCUUACGAUUACAUCAGUCACAAGUUCCACGCGCCUCUAUGGUUGAUGGGGGAAGCGUACUUAGCGAAGAAAGGCCAGAUUCUCCAGGUUUCCCGUUACCGCCACCCCAGCUAAGCUCAAAUUAUGGAUAUAUCGGCAUGACAAGAGCUGAAGAGCUUCCUCCUCCCGCUAUGCAAAUGUUGAACUCAACCCAUGAAGAUGAACCUCUUCCGCCACCUCCACACUCACAGGCCAAUUUCUUCGACGCACAAGCUGACUGGAUUCCUCGAAAUUACAUAGAAAAAGCUGUUGCACUGUACGAUUAUGAUGCUGACAAACCGGAUGAGCUUUCACUACGGGAAAAUUGCAUCGUCUAUGUACUUCGAAAAAACGAUGAUGGAUGGUUCGAAGGAGUUUUGGAUGGAGUCACUGGACUUUUCCCUGGCAAUUAUGUUCAACCUGUUUGAUACCUUACAUAAGCUUUCAUUUAUACUGACCGCCUUUGUAUCUGAAUUUCUACUUUGUAUGCACUGAAGACUUGCAGCUAGAUGCUGCUCAUUCUUAAUGUUGAAACUUGAAGCAUCUGAUCUUCACGGGUAUCAAAGCUCGGUGGAGUUGAUUGUUCCAUGUUUUACAAAAACAUAUGCAGUGAUUAUAUUUCAUUUCACGUAAUGAACUUGAU